This is a messenger RNA of Nerophis lumbriciformis (worm pipefish), 17419 nucleotides long. Its product is annotated as IgGFc-binding protein. Gene Ontology annotation, cellular component: extracellular matrix. The record is from RefSeq and is a predicted model, not a curated record. Gene Ontology annotation, molecular function: protein binding. NCBI's taxonomy places the organism in Eukaryota, Metazoa, Chordata, Actinopteri, Syngnathiformes, Syngnathidae.
GUGCCGUGCUGGCCGCGUGUUGUUCACGGUUUUUUGUUUGUUUGUUGUUGUCCCCCCCAACAAUGGCGCUAGUAUAAAUCCCCCUUGAAGACAAAUCGAUAUACUGUAGUGUCCUUGCUCCAGUGCAAGAUGAUGCAGUUUGUCCUCCUGCUUCAGGUGUGCCUGGUGGGCAUCAGUUUCUCUGUGGCCAGUCCAGGUUGGAAUUUUUUCAUGAGGUUUCCGCCUCAUAAUGACCCCACAGCAAAUGCAAGCCACCAAGUAACUAUCACAGCUACUGGUAUUUGGACUUCAGUCACUGUGAAAGUUCUACAAAGUAACUUCAAGCAGCAUAUAGUUCUCUCUGCCAGCCAAUCGGAGAUCAUUCACUUGCCAUUAUCUGUGGGCGGGGCUAGUGCCCGUUCCUCCUCGCUCCUCAGCGUGACAUCUUUACAACCUGUCAGAGUUUUAGCCACAUUCUGCACCCACACUGGAUGUGAGCAUAGCCUUCUCCAUGAUGUGUCAUCCUGGGGCACCCUCUACUAUCCAGUUACACCAAACUUUCCCAAUCAGACAGGUGUCAGUGAGGUGGUGGUCACCAACUCUGGUAGAGAGACCUCAGUCGACAUCUUCCUCUCAGGAGAAGUCAUCUUUAAUGGAGAUUCAUAUGCUAAGGGAAGUGUCCUUCAGUUGCAUUUAGGGGUGUUUGAGAGCAUCUACCUCCAAAGUAAUGUCAGCCUUUCAGGCUCAAAGCUUUACUCACAAGAACCUGUUGGGUGCAUAGUUGGUUUUACCUGCUUUGAACAUACAGUAGGGAAUUGCUUGUAUGGAUUUGCUGAACUUAAACCAGUCUCUCGUUGGAGUUUUGAAUAUUUUCUUCCCGGUGUGGUAAACGCUGGACUUAACUCCAGCCUCCUCUUGGCUAUGACUAAAAUUAAUGCUGAUCUGGAUGUCAUCACUACAAGUGGGAAGAAUAACUUUUCUUUAAGUGGCGGUGUUAUGAAGACUAUCCCGGUUGUUACAUCAGAUCAUGUUUAUGUAGAGAGCAAUGUCCCACUUCAGCUUAUUUACUUCAGGCAUGACAAUAAGCAGCAUGCUUCUACCCUCACAGCACUGCUCUCUGUAGAUGAUAUCUGCCACACUGGGGCCAUGUUUGAUGCAGAGGACAUUAAUUCACGUAUGGAUAACUUUUCUCAUACAAAUCAUAUCAAAUCUGCUGUUAAGCUUCCUCCUGUGCACACCUUUGCACUGUUACCUAACAAUGAGUCCAGCUCUACUUAUGUGGACGUGGGACACUUUCUGAACACUCUAAACAAAGAGUCGUAUCCAUCAGUGUGUGAAAAAAAUGCAUCAUCCUGUGAAGACUUGCACUGUGGUCACAAACAAAAGUGCUUCAUCAAAAAUGGACAUGCAUCUUGUUAUUCCGAAACGAAAAUAUGCUCGAUGUGGGGUGAUUCAUAUUAUCGCACCUUUGAUGGAACAUUUUUUGUUCUCCUCGGAAACUGCAACUACACCUUAGUUCAAACCACCUGUCCAGGAUUAAAUACUUCACUUACACUACAGAUAUUAAUUGCAAGAGCAUAUUUAAAUGGUGCCACUGUCUCCAGCAUCCACAGUGUGGAAAUGCAAAUCCAAGGAUUUAAUAUAUCCAUGUUAAAAGGAGAGCAAAAUCAAAUUAGGGUAAAUGGACAUGGACGGUACCUGCCUCUUACUUUAAGUAAUGGUUACCUGAAAAUCUAUCAAAGUGGUGCCGGUGUUGUCCUUGACACAUCAUUUGGCUUGACUCUGCAGUAUGACUGGGUUCAUAAUGUCCAGGUGGAAGUAGGCCCAGAGCUGUAUGGAGCUCUAUGUGGGCUUUGUGGAAGCGCCAAUGACAACCGUUCGCAUGACACUAUUUCUUCUAAUGGUCUAGCACCGUCCAAAACAAUGGAUUUUACCUUGCCCUGGGUGUUAGACAGCAAUGCAGGCUCAUGUCUGGAAGACUGUGGACGUGGCCCGUGUCCAGUGUGUAGCCAAAGCACAAGUCUAUUUUACCCUGGCAUUAAAGGUGGCUCCCUUGAGAAUAAGUGCACUUUACUGAAGAGGGCUGAUGGACCUUUUAGUGAUUGCCAUUCUUUAAUUGAUCCUGAGCCCUAUGUUUUUAGUUGUGUAAAUAACCAGUGUCUCAGCGGAUUAGCUGGUUCGGCGUGUACGAUCUUCAAGGCCUAUGCCAAAAUCUGCCAAAGGCUUGGGGGCAGGAUCCAAGACUGGAGAGCAAGCACGAAAUGCUAUCUGGCCUGUCCACUAAAUAGCCAUUUUGAAGUUUGUGGUUCUGCCUGCCAACCAACAUGUGUUAACUCAGAGGCCCAACAUACCUGCUCCCUACCAUGUGUGGAAUCAUGCCAGUGCAACAAGGGUUAUUUGCUAAGUGAUGGCAAGUGUGUCUCGCCUAGCAAAUGUGGAUGUGUCCACAAUGACUCUUACUACCCCCCCACAAAGACCUUCUGGACAGACCGGGAGUGUCAGGAGAAAUGUGUCUGUCAGCCUCAUUCCAAGACUGUUAUGUGCACUGAGUCUCAAUGCCAGGCCGGCGAAGUCUGCAGUGUGAUACGUGGAAUGCCUGGCUGCCACGCAGAUGGACCUGGUCUGUGUGUAGCUAAAGGAGAUGGUCACUAUACCACCUUUGAUGGCCGUAAGUUUGACGUUCAUGGGAACUGCAGUUACUUACUUGCAUCUCACUGUCCCACCUGGGGAGACCUGCAAGACUUCAGCAUUGAGGUUCAGAACCAUAUCAGACCGACCGCCAAUGUUUCCUUUCGACGUGUACAAAUGUCAGUUGCUGGCUUCUCCAUUGAGGUGUCAUAUGAGUGGAGUAACAAGAUCAAGGUGGAUGGUCUGCUAGUAAACCUACCGUCUAUUUUGGGCCAAGGCCAAGUAUUGCUUUAUCUGAAAGGGCAAUCAAGGUGCAUAGAGACAGACUUUGGUGUUGUUGUGACCUAUAGCUCAGACAUCCUAACUAUCACAAUGCCCAGGGGCUUCUCUGAUAAUAUAUGUGGACUGUGUGGGAACUUCAACGACAAUCCUGAGGAUGACCUGAUGCCAGAUGAUACAUUUGAUAUAGUUCAAGCUGUCAGUCAAUGGAGAACAAGCAAUGAACGUGAAUGUUUGGAUCUCCCUAGAAACACCUCAGGUUGCAGUCAACAAGAGCAAGCUCUUUUUCAGGGCAAGGAUUUCUGUGGAAUGUUCUUGGAUCCUGAGGGGGCAUUCCAAAGCUGCCACAAAAUGGUGGAUCCCCAAGAUUUUUAUGAUAACUGUGUUUAUGGUCUUUGCAAUGGGAAUCUGAUGACCCUGUGCCAGAUCCUGUCCAGCUAUGUCGCAGUGUGUCAAGAAGUGGGAGCUUUAGUAGAUGAAUGGCGAGAAUCCAAUUUCUGUUUGAUCACUUGCCCACCCAACAGUGAAUACCACCUCUGUUCCAGUCACAAGUCUACCUGUGUACAAAACCCAAGUCCUCUUUCAGAGAGAUGCAAAGAGGGCUGUUAUUGCAAGCCUGGGUUUUUCCACAGUAGUGGGGAAUGUGUUCCAGAAUCUGAAUGUGGCUGCAGUCAUAAUGGUGUUUACUACAAAAUCCAUGAAAACUUCCACCCUGAUGAAAACUGUCUUAAGUCCUGUGUUUGCUUGGGCCGCAAUGAAGUGCAGUGUACAAACAACACGUGUCCAGCUGAAACUAAGUGUGUCAACAAACAUGGCCGGCGUGCAUGCCAUACUUCUCAAUUAAAAUGUGUAGUCAUGGGCGGGAGACACCUCCAGACCUUUCAUGGACAACCCUUUGAUUUGAAAUUUGGAAAUAGUUCUUAUCUCCUUUUCCAACAUUGUGAUGAUCCUGGGCUUUAUGCUGGUGUCCAACAAGGCCAACUUCACCUCAGAAUCCAUGGCAUGAACCUGACAUUGACCUGGAAGAAUUUGGCGAAAGUAAAGAUUGAUGGGGUUUUGAUGGCCCUUCCUGUUCAUAAGAAUGGCGUCGCAGUAAUGCUCUCCGGCUCGCUGGUCCGUGUCAUUUGUCCUGACAUUGGAAUUGUGGUAAUCUAUGGAGGACCUAAUCUGAUACAAUUAGCUAUUCAAGUGACUCAUAAAAGACUUUGUGGCUUGUGUGCAAAUGCUGCUGCUAUGGCUACAGAGGAGCAAGGAAGUCUGAUGACAAAUCAUUCCAUAACGCCACUUUCCUUGUGCCUUUCACCUGGAGCAAAUUGCAAUGUUGACUGUUAUAACUGUUCUCAAUGCAACACCACCAUGGAAUUUGCCUCAGAUAGCCUUUGUGGCUUGCUGCUUGCUUCUGAAGGGUCAUUUGGUGCUUGCCAUUCUACUGUGGACCCAAUGCCAUUUUUCCAGAACUGUGUGAAUGACCUGUGCAGGUCUAAUAACGAUGACUUGCUUUGUGAUAGCUUGAGACUGUACACGUUUGCCUGCCAGGAUGCAGGAGCUGAGGUUAAACCAUGGAGGGGUGAUAAGUGUGGACUUUCAUGCCCUCAGCACUCCCAUUACAAAAUAUGUGUUAGUGCAUGUUCUGUGUCCUGUGGUGUUUUAUCUGAUGAACCCUGUCCAUGGCCCUGCUAUGAAGGAUGUCAAUGUGACGCUGGAUACGCGCAAAGUGAAAAAGGCUGUGUCAGAAAUGAGAAAUGUGGCUGUUUCUUCCGUGGGCAAUACCAUGAGGUUGGAGAGGUCGUGUGGAAUGAAGGCUGCUCGAAGCGGUGUAGCUGCUGUUCCACUGCCACCCUGUGUUGCAGACCAGCUUCUUGCCCCAGGGGGCAGAGCUGCGUCCUUAAUCAAACCUGGCACUGUGCAGAGAAAACCUUGUCAUGCCCAGUGAAUAGCCAUUAUAAGUCCUGUGGAACUGCCUGUCCUGCCACAUGUGAAGCUCCGUUUAUUUCAUCCUGCAACCUGGCUUGUGUGGAGGGAUGCCUGUGUGACCCUGGAUUCAUUCUGGAUGGUGACACUUGUGUCCACCCAUCUCAGUGUGGCUGUAAUUACGAUGGACGUCGUUACCGUAGCAAUGAGACCUUUUGGGCCGAUGAUUCAUGCACUCGACAAUGUAUAUGUGACCCCAACUCGCACAAAGUGUUUUGCCGUGUGGCUUAUUGCGGCGCUGAAGAAUAUUGUGAUCUUCAGGAUGGACUCAGAAGUUGUGUAAAUCAUGACUAUCAGAUGUGCGCCUACACUGGAAAUCACAUACGCACCUUUGACCAGUGCAACUAUGAUUUUCAUGGCACCUGCCAGUAUCAGUUACUUGGCAUUUGCGAACAAAAGAAAGGUCUAGAUGUCAAAGUGCAUGUUCAGACAGAUGAGCAUCUUCAGUCAGCACGAAAGGUCUUAGUCGCCAUAAAUGGACAGCUUAUGAAGAUUGACAGUAAAAAUACAGACACCAUAAAGGUUAAUGGCAUAAAGCGAAACAUGCCAUUUUACCCCAGCAAUACUGCGUUGGUGUUUUCACUAGGCCUUCACACUUACAUCUACACAGAGGGCUUUGGAUUGAGUAUUAGCAAAGAAGGGACUGUAAUCAUUGGCCUCUCUAGUAAAUAUGCUAAUGCUACUUGUGGUCUAUGUGGUAACUUCAACUCUGAUCCUGCUGAUGAUCUCACAGUAAAUGGCACACAAGAGCAACUCAAUCCCGAGCAAUUUGGGAAAGCUUGGAGAAGUGGACAGAACCACUGGUGUGUUGAAGGCUGUGUAGCUAGAAGCUGUCCAAAUUGUUCAUCUGAGGCUUUGGACCACUUCUCUGACCCAGGGGCUUGUGGAAAGAUUCUGGAAGUUAAUGGACCAUUCAGAGACUGUCAUAGCAAAGUGGACCCCUCCAGCUUUUAUAAGAACUGUGUCCGUGACCUGUGUCUUUAUGGAGAUGUGCAGCCCACAGUGUGUCGCUCCCUGGCAGAGUAUGCUGAUGUCUGCCUUUAUCGCAAGGCUCUAGUUUAUGCCUGGAGGAGCCCUGAGUUUUGCUAUGAAUCCUGUCCCUCCAAUACCAUCUACAAUAUGAGUACUGCCCCAAUUCACAUUUGCAUUGGUUGGUACAACUACACAUUUGAGCUCCUUCCAAACAUAGGAGAAAACUGCCUAUGUGACGCAGGUUUAGUCCACAGUGGAAAUGGCUGUGUGCAACCGAACAACUGCGGCUGCUUGCACAAUGGGGAAUAUUUCACACCAGGGGAGGUGGUGUCUACAUGUGACCAAAAGUGUUUAUGUCAUCCUGGGGGAAACUUGACGUGUGUUGAUGUGCCAUGUAGUGAGCAGGAAGAGUGUAAACUUAUCGAAGGCAUUCGAGGUUGCCACCCCAAAGCUAAAAUGACCCACUGCUCUAUUAAUGGAUCCCAGUAUACCACAUUUGACGGAUGGGUGUUUGAAUUUCAAGGUUCAUGCAACUACACUUUGGUACAAACUUGCUCUCCUAAGGACCUUGAUGUAGAGCCCCUUUUUAUAAGUGUGCUUGGUAACAAUAGUGAAAGGAAACAGAUCUAUCUGCAUGUCAAUAACAUGACUUUUAAGAUGUCAACUGCCUAUGCUGGCAAAAUCCAGGUUAAUGGACUUUACCAGAACCUCACAUUCUCUCAGAACAAUGUCACAGUGCAACAGAAAAAUAAGUUGAUGACAUUCAAGACUGCAAAUUCUGUUGAGAUUAUUACCGACCUGCAUGACCACAUAGAGGUCAAGCUUCCAAAAAAUUACCGCCAGACAACAUGUGGCCUCUGUGGGAACUACAAUGGUGACCCCUCAGAUGACAUGCAGCUACCCAACGGCACUGCCGUCUCUAAUCCCGACGUAUUUGGUAGUGGAUGGAAGUUGUCUGACUCUGAAUCCUCAUGCAGCGACACAUGUGACAGCACUUGCCAACGGUGUCUAUCCCCCAUAUCAGAGUAUGCAUCAGACCUGUACUGUGGUCUUGUCAAAACGCCAAAAGGACCCUUUUCUUUGUGUCACCCUCAAGUAUUCCCACAGAAGUACUACUCUCUCUGCAUGAAAAACGUUUGUGCUACAGACGGCCAAAAGCAGGCUUUAUGUGAUGCACUGGCAUUAUAUGAGGCAGCGUGCAAAGUGGCUGGCGUCAGUGUUGACCAAUGGAGGAACAGCACGGGCUGUGCUCCAAAAUGUCCUCAAUUCAGCCAUUACAGUCAGUGUGCAAAUGUUUGCUCCUCCUUGUGUCCUGGGAUAAAUCUUGCCAUGCAGUGUCCCAGGCAGUGUGAGGAAGGAUGCCAGUGUGACAAUCAGCAUCUUUAUGAUGGCCAUGCAUGUGUGCCAGCUGAUCAAUGUGGCUGCAUGUACAAUGGAAGGAGAUUUAACAUCUCUGAAAGCCAACUUCUACAAAAUUGCACUGUUAACUGCACCUGUGGACCUCCUCUUGUUUGUGAGGAGCACAAGUGUCCCCCACCACACGGUUGUAUGGAUUUAGAUGGCAAUUUUAUUUGCCACAAAGAGGAAGAGUGUGAGCCUUUCGGAGGCGUUAAAGAUUGCCACCCCAAAGCUAAAAUGGCCCACUGCUCCAUUAAUGGAUCCCAGUUUACCACGUUUGAUGGACUGGCGUUUGAAUUUCAUGAUUCCUGCAACUACACUCUGGUACAAACUUGCUCUCCCAAAGACCUUAAUGUGGAGCCACUUGUGAUAAGUGUGCAUAGUAACUACAGUGAAGGCAAAAACAUACAUCUCCGUGUCAAUAACGUGACUUUUGAGAUGUCAACUGCCUAUCCUGGCAAAAUAAAGGUUAAUGGACUUUACCAAAGCCUCACGUUCUCUGAGAACAAUGUGACUGUGCAACAAAAAAAUAAAUGGACGGCAUUAAAGACUGCACAUUCUGUAGAGAUUAUUACCGACCUGCACAACCACAUAGAGGUCAAGCUCCCAAUAAAUUACCGCCAGUUAACAUGUGGCCUCUGUGGGAACUACAAUGGUGACCCCUCAGAUGACAUGCAGCUGCCCAAUGGCACUGCUGUCUCUAAUCCUGAUGUAUUUAGUAGUGGAUGGAAGUUGUCUCACUCUGAAUCAUCAUGCAACGACACAUGUGACAGCACUUGCCAACGGUGUCUAUCCCCCGUGUCAGAGUAUGCAUCAAACCUAUACUGUGGUCUUGUCAACCAGCCAAGUGGACCCUUUUCUUUGUGUCACCCUCAAAUAUUCCCACAGAAGUACUACUCACUUUGCAUGAAAAACCUUUGUGCUGCAGACGGCCAAAAGCAGGCUUUGUGUGGUGCACUAGAGGUAUAUGAGGCAGCGUGCAAUGUUGCUGGAGUCAGUGUUGACCAAUGGAGGAACCGCACAGGCUGUGCUCCAAAAUGUCCUCAAUUCAGCCAUUACAGUCAGUGUGCAAAUGUCUGCUCCUCCUUGUGUCCUGGGAUAAAUCUUGCUAGGCAGUGUUCCAGACUGUGUGAGGAAGGAUGCCAAUGUGACACCCAGCACCUUUAUGAUGGCCAUGCAUGUGUGCCAGCUGAUCAAUGUGGCUGCAUGCACGAUGGGAGGAGAAUUAAGGUCUCUGAAAGCCAACUUUUACAAAAUUGCACUGUUAACUGCACCUGUGGACCUCCCCUCGUUUGUGAGUUGCACAAGUGUCCCCCACUGCACAGAUGUAUGGUUUUAAAUGAAACAGCCAGUUGCCACAAAGAGAAGGAAAAGUGUAAACUUCUUGGAGACAUUGAAGGUUGCCACCCCAAAGCUAAAAUGACCCACUGCUCCAUUAAUGGAUCCCAGUAUACCACGUUUGAUGGACUGGUGUUUGAAUUUCAUGGUUCCUGCAAUUACAGUCUGGUGCAAACUUGCUCUCCCAAGGGCCUUGGUGUAGAGACACUUUUGAUAAGUGUGCGUGGCAAGCACAGUGAAAGCAAAGAGAUCUCUCUGCAUGUCAAUAACAUGACUUUUAAGAUGUCAACUUUUUAUCCUGGCAAAAUUAAGGUUAAUGGACUUUACCAGAACCUUACAUUCUCUCAGAACAAUGUGACUGUCCAACAGAAAAAUAAGUGGAUGACCUUUAAAAUUGCACAUUCGGCAGAAAUUAUUACCGACCUACACAACUACAUAAAGGUCAACCUUCCAAAUAAUUACAGCCAGACAUGUGGCCUCUGUGGGAACUACAAUGGUGACCCCUCAGAUGACAUGCAGCUACCCAAUGGCACUGCUGUCUCUAAUCCCGAUGUAUUUGGUAGUGGAUGGAAGUUGUCUGACUCUGAAUCCUCAUGCAGCGACACAUGUGACAGCACUUGCCAACGAUGUCUAUCCCCCGUGUCAGAGUAUGCAUCAGACCUGUACUGUGGCCUUGUCAACCAGCCAAGUGGACCCUUUUCCUUGUGUCACCCUCAAAUAUUCCCACAGAAGUACUACUCACUUUGCAUGAAAAACCUUUGUGCCGCAGACGGCCAAAAGCAGGCUUUAUGUGAUGCACUAGCAUUAUAUGAAGCAGCGUGCAAAGUAGCUGGCGUCAGUGUUGACCCCUGGAGCAACAGCACGGGCUGUGCUCCAAAAUGUCCUCAAUUCAGCCAUUACAGUCAGUGUGCAAAUGUUUGCUCCUCCUUGUGUCCUGGGAUAAAUCUUGCCAUGCAGUGUCCCAGGCAGUGUGAGGAAGGAUGCCAGUGUGACGAUCAGCAUCUUUAUGAUGGCCGUGCAUGUGUGCCAGCUGAUCAAUGUGGCUGCAUGUACAAUGGAAGGAGAUUUAACAUCUCUGAAAGACAACUUCUGCAAAAUUGCACUGUUAACUGCACCUGUGGUCCUCCCCUUGUUUGUGAGGAGCACAAGUGUCCCCCACCACACGGUUGUAUGGUUUUAGAUGGAAAUUUUAUUUGCCACAAAGAGGAAGAGUGUGAGCCUUUCAGAGGCGUUAAAGAUUGCCACCCCAAAGCUAAAAGGGCCCACUGCUUCAUUAAUGGAUCCCAGUAUACCACGUUUGAUGGACUGGUGUUUGAAUUUCAUGAUUCCUGCAACUACACUCUGGUACAAACUUGCUCUCCCAAAAACCUUAAUGUGGAGCCACUUCUGAUAAGUGUGCGGGGCAACCACAGUGAAGGCAAACAGAUACAUCUGCAGGUACAUAACAUGACUUUUGAGAUGUCAACUGCCUAUCCUGGCAAAAUAAAGGUUAAUGGACUUUACCAGAACCUCACGUUCUCGGAGAACAAUGUGACUGUGCAACAGAAAAACAAGUUGAUGACAUUCAAGGCUGUACAUUCUGUUGAGAUUAUUUCUAACCUGCACAACCACAUAGAGGUCAAGCUUCCAAAAAAUUACCGCCAGUUAACAUGUGGCCUCUGUGGGAACUACAAUGGUGACCCCUCAGAUGACAUGCAGCUGCCCGACGGCACUGCAGUCUCUAAUCCUGACGUAUUUGGUAGUGGAUGGAAGUUGUCUGACUCUCAAUCAUCAUGCAACGACACAUGUGACAGCACUUGCCAACGGUGUCUAUCCCCCGUGUCAGAGUAUGCAUCCGACCUAUACUGUGGCCUUGUCAACCAGCCAAGUGGACCAUUUUCCUUGUGUCACACUCAAAUAUUCCCACAGAAGUACUACUCACUUUGCAUGAAAAACCUUUGUGCUGCAGACGGCCAAAAGCAGGCUUUGUGUGGUGCACUAGAGGUAUAUGAGGCAGCGUGCAAAGUGGCUGGAGUCAGUGUUGACCCCUGGAGGAACAGCACAGACUGUGCUUCAAAAUGUCCUCAAUUCAGCCAUUACAGUCAAUGUGCAAAUGUUUGCUCCUCCUUGUGUCCUGGGAUGAGUCUUGCCAUGCAAUGUCCCAGACAGUGUGAGGAAGGAUGCAGGUGUGACUCUAGACACCUUUAUGAUGGCCAUGCAUGUGUGCCAGCCGAUCAAUGUGGCUGCAUGUACAAUGGGAAGAGAAUUAAGGUCUCUGAAAGCCAACUUCUACAAAAUUGCACUGUUAACUGCACGUGUGGACCUCCCCUUGUCUGUGAGGAGCACAGGUGUCCCCCACUGCACAGUUGUAUGGUUUUAAAUGGAACUGUUGUCUGCCACAAAGAGGAGGAAGAGUGUAAGUUUCUCGGAGGCGUUCAAGGUUGCCAUCCCAAGGCUAAAAUGUCCCACUGCUUCGUUAAUGGAUCCCAGUAUACCACAUUUGAUGGACUAGCAUAUGAAUUUCAUGGAUCAUGCAACUACACUCUGGUCCAAACUUGCUCUCUAAAGGACCUUGAUGUGGAGCCACUUUUGAUAAGUGUGCGUGGUAACCACAGUGAAGGCAAAGAGAUAUAUCUGCAUGUCAAUAACAUGACUUUUAAGAUGUCAACUUCCUAUCCUGGCAAAAUCCAGGUUAACGGAGUUUACCAGAACCUCACAUUCUUGCAGUACAAUGUGACUGUGCAACAGAAAAAUAAAUGGACGACAUUCAAGACUGCACAUUCUGUAAAGAUUAUUACCGACCUGCACAACCACAUAGAGGUCAAGCUUCCAAAGAAUUAUCACUUGACAACCUGUGGCCUCUGUGGGAACUACAAUGGUGACCCCUCAGAUGACAUGCAGCUACCCAAUGGCAGUGCGGUCUCUAAUCCCGACAUAUUUGGUAGUGGAUGGAAGUUGUCUGACUCUGAAUCCUCAUGCAGCGACACAUGUGACAGCACUUGCCAACGGUGUCUAUCCCCCGUGUCAGAGUAUGCAUCGGACCUGUACUGUGGCCUUGUCAACCAGCCAAGUGGACCCUUUUCCUUGUGUCACCCUCAAAUAUUCCCACAGAAGUACUACUUGCUUUGUAUGAAAAACCUUUGUGCUGCUGAUGGCCAAAAGCAGGCUUUGUGUGAUGCACUUGAAGAAUAUGAGGCAGUGUGUAAAUUUGCUGGAGUCCGUGUUGACCAAUGGCGGAACAGCACAGACUGUGCUCAAAAAUGCCCUCAAUUCAGUCAUUACAGUCAGUGUGCAAAUGUCUGCUCCUCCUUGUGUCCUGGGAUGAGUCUUGCCUUGCAGUGUCCCAGACAAUGUGAGGAAGGAUGCCAAUGUAACACUCAGCACCUUUAUGAUGGCCAUGCAUGUGUGCCAGCUGAUCAAUGUGGCUGCAUGUACGAUGGGAGGAAAAUUAAGGUAUCUGAAAGCCAACUUCUACAGAAUUGCACAGUUAACUGCACCUGUGGACCUCCCCUCGUUUGUGAGGAACACAAGUGUCCCCCACUGCAAAGUUGUAUGGUUUUAGAUGGAAAUUUUAGUUGCCACAAAGAGGAAGAGUGUGAGCCUUUCGGAGGUGUUAAAGGUUGCCACCCCAAAGCUAAAAUGGUCCAUUGCUCUGUUAAUGGAUCCCAGUAUACCACGUUUGAUGGACGGAUGUUUGAAUUUCAUGGUUCAUGCAACUACACUUUGGUACAAAUUUGCUCUCUCAAGGGCCCCGAUGUGAAGCCACUUUUGAUAAGUGUGCAUGGUAACCACAGUGAAGGCAAAGAGAUCUAUCUGCAUGUCAAUAACAUGACUUUUAAAAUAUCAUCUGCCUUUCCUGGCAAAAUCCAGGUAAAUGGACUUUAUCAAAACCUUACAAUUUCCCAAAACAAUGUGACUGUGCAACAGAAAAAUAAAUGGAUGACAUUCAAGACUGCACAUUCUGUGGAGAUUAUUACUGACCUGCACAACCACAUAGAGGUCAAGCUCCCAAAGAAUUAUCGCCAGACAACCUGUGGCCUCUGUGGGAAUUACAAUGAUGACCCCUCAGAUGACAUGCAGCUGCCCAAUGGCACUGCUGUCUCUAAUCCUGAUGUAUUUGGUAGUGGAUGGAAGUUGUCUCACUCUGAAUCCUCAUGCAGCGACACAUGUGACAGCACUUGCCAACGGUGUCUAUCCCCCGUGUCAGAGUAUGCAUCGGAUCUGUACUGUGGCCUUGUCAACCAGCCAAGUGGACCCUUUUCCUUGUGUCACCCUCAAAUAUUUCCACAAAAGUACUACUCACUUUGCAUGAAAAACCUUUGUGCUGCAGACGGCCAAAAGCAGGCUUUGUGUGAUGCACUAGAGGUAUAUGAGGCAGCGUGCAAAGUGGCUGGAGUCAGUGUUGACCAAUGGAGGAACCACACAGGCUGUGCUCCAAAGUGUCCCGAUUUCAGCCAUUACAGUCAGUGUGCAAAUGUUUGCUCCUCCUUGUGUCCUGGGAUGAGUCUUGCCAUGCAGUGUUCCAGACUGUGUGAGGAAGGAUGCCAAUGUGAUGCGCUGCACCUUUAUGAUGGCCACGCAUGUGUGCCAGCCGAUCAAUGUGGCUGCAUGCAGGAUGGGAGGAGAUUUAACGUAUCUGAAAAUCAACUUCUACAAAAUUGCACUGUUAACUGUACCUGUGGACCUCCCCUAGUUUGUGAGGAGCACAAGUGUCCCCCACUGCACAGUUGUAUGGCUUUAGAUGGAAUGGACUGGUGCCGCAAAGAUGAGCAAACCCUAGAUGAUCCCUCUGAGGGGAAAUGUGACCCCUCUGAGAGUUACUACCUGAGCAAUGGUGAACCUGUUUGUGAGAGCCGCCCGGGUCGGUGCUGGACGUGGGGAAGCCAGCAUUACCGCUCCUUUGAUGGGGUCAACUAUGAUGUGGAUGGUACCUGCACAUAUCUGCUUUCAGGUAGCAAAGGUGCCACCUGUGGUGCUCCAUCUUUCAGCGUGUCCAAGAAGAACAAUUGCAAAGAGUCCCUCGUGCAGUUGGUGACAAUACAGGUGUAUGGGUUCAUCAUCAAGCUUGGUCACAAGGACAGUAUAUAUGUUAAUGAAGAAGUCAAAUAUAUUCCUUUUACUCUUUUUCACGGUAAGAUUGAAAUGUCAAACAAGGACAACAAGGCUCUACUAAAGACAGACUUUGGGCUGCAUGUUUUGUUUGACUGGAAUACUACGAUUUUCAUCACACUAAAGCCGCAUUACAAAGGCAUUGUCUAUGGUCUUUGUGGCAAUUUUAACGAUGAUCCUCAAGAUGAAUAUACAGUUAAUGGACCUGGUUCCCCUCCGGUUAAAACAAGUGUAGAGUUAGCUCAGGCUUAUCGCCUUUUUGAUGGCGAGCAGAAGUGUUGUAGCGGUUGUUGUAUAAAGAAGAAACUGGAUGUUGCUACAUUGCUGGAAGAUGUGGCUUAUGGAGAACCUUCCAGUGGAAAAAGUUCCUGUGCUGAUUUUGUAUAUCCAGCUGGUCAAUAUGCACAGUGCCACAGUCUUGUCAACCCAGACUCCUUUUUUCAAAGUUGUGUAUCAGACCUCGCAUUUAAAGGUGUAAAAGCUGCUGUUGACCAGACUACAUCAACGUAUUCCUUGGUUUGUAAAGAACUCAAUGAAGACUUCCUCUUUGGAGUGACAGCUCCUAUUCGCUGUCCACCGAACAGCCACUAUAAGACUUGUGGCUCAGCCUGUCCAACAACGUGUGGCCUUAAAAACAGAAUCUGCAUUAAAACUUGUGUCAAAGGCUGCUUCUGUAACCCGGGUUUCGUCGUGAGUCCAGAGGGUUGUGUGCCGCCUGAAGAGUGUGGUUGUAAAGACUUCAGAGGCAAAUACCACAGCCUAAACUCUGCUUUCUGGAUCCCAGAUGAUUGUGGACAACUCUGCACUUGUAAGUCAGGAGAGAUGAGCUGCAGCCCAUCUCAUUGCCCAAAAGGAAUGUCUUGCAACAAACUACUGCACAAGAUGGUGUGUCAAUAUGACAAACCACAGAACUGUAGCAUUGUCACUGGGAUGCACUUCACGUCGUUUGAUGGACAUCGUUUUGACCUUAGGGACAGUUGUGCAUAUAUUUUUGUUCAAACAAAUGCCAAUAUCAAUGGACUUGUACCAUUCAAUAUCACCAUCGCUGAUGCCACUUGCAAGAAGUUUUUUCAUAGUCUCACUUUAAAGCUCUCUGCCUAUGGAUUGGAAGUAGUAAUUGGCAAAGAAGACCCUGGAAAACUUCUGAUUGAUGGCCUGCAUAAACACCUACCAUACUCUCACCACACAGGACAUGUCAGUGCCUACCGCACACCUUUAUCCCUCGUUAUUCACCUUGAUAUGGGAUUGCAGGUGAUAGUCUAUAAAACUGGCACAGUGGUGGUUGUGCUUCCUACCAGUUAUGCUUCUUCUGUUCAUGGACUUUGUGGGAAUGCUAACUCUGACCCCCAUGAUGACCAAAAUAUGCCUGAUGAAGAAAAGGCCCAAAAUGUGCUCGAGUUUGCUCACAGCUGGCGAUUGGGGGGAUCGAUGGCUUGUAGGCCAAGCUGUACUUCCAGAGUAAAGAACUGCCUUGCAGAUGCUCAGAAACUCUUUGAAGGCAGUGAUUUUUGUGGGGUACUUGUAGAUGGACUUGGGCCUUUUGCGGAGUGUGCUUUGAUUUUGGAUCCAAAGCCAUACUUUUACAACUGUGUAGCAGAUACCUGUUCUUAUGGGGGACAUAACCUGGCUCUCUGCAGUUCCAUUGCAUCAUAUACUGCUGCCUGUCAAGCAGCUCAGUUGCCUGUCAGGCAGUGGAGAAGUGACACUUUCUGCGGUAUGACAUGCCCUCAGAAUAGCCACUAUGAACUGUGUGGCCCUCGAUGUCCUGAUGUGUGCGCUGGACUUGCCUCUGCCACAAACUGCACUGGUGCUUGUGUGGAGGGUUGCCAGUGUGACCCUGGCUACAUCUUGAGUGAUGGUGAUUGUGUACUGGUGGUCGACUGCGGUUGCUUAAACGAGGGACAAUACCAUCCUGCUGGUUACUUUUACGACGGGAAAAUCUGUCAAAUGUGUCACUGUUAUGAAGGUAAAUUGUCUUGCAGCCAGUCCCCUUGCAGGCCCACAAAAGCCCUCUUGUCACGUGUUAACAUGGUCUAUCAGAGACACUGGCAAUAUGGAGUAUGUGAAGUGUUUGCAGGCUUGGGCUAUGUGACAUUUGAUGGUUUGUUCAUACCUCACUAUGGAGCUUGCACCUAUUUAAUUUCUGAACGCUCUCCUAAAGCUAUACAUGGUCACACUGUGCUGCUGAGCUUUGAGAAAGACAUUAAUAACUUUGUUAUUGCAAGCAAGCUGGCAUUUAUGUUUAAUUACAUGGAAGUGACCAUCAAUCCAAAGACACCAUGGAUAAUACAAGUGAAUGGUGAAGACUUCAGUGUGCCUUACAACAGUGGCAUACUUCAAGCUUAUGAAGAUGGCAAUACGUUAACGGUCAUCACUGUGACAGGGGUGAGACUCGAGCUGUCAUCCACUAAGUAUCUCAGACUCAGCAUACCACCGAAUUUUGAUUCGGCUUCAGGACUUUGUGGGAAUUUCAAUGGAGACAACUCUGAUGACAUGGAACUAAGAACGGGUAAUCUUACCCGGGGUGUUGCAGAGUUUUUGCAUAGCUGGUCUGUUGGACAAACAUGUGGUGACACUUGCAAAGAAGACUGUGGUCUGUGCAAACUGUCUUCGAAUGCCACAGUAAUGUGUGAUAUCCUCUUGACCACAAGCAUUGAGUUCAACCACUGUUGGAGCAAGGGUGUUGAAGCCCAUCUUUACAGAGAUGUGUGCCUCAGAGCCAUUUGUGGCGGGUCAGUCUAUAUGGAGGCUGUAUGUCUGGCCCUUGAAGCAUAUACUGCAACCUGCCAGGCCAAUGGAGUAACUGUAAAGUCCUGGAGGAAGAACACCCCCUGCUCUUACAAGUGUCCACGCAGCAGCAGCCCAAGUCAGUGUGUUGACUCUGGUUCCAACUCGUGUCCUGCCCUGCUGCAGCCCGGGUCCUCAGCAACUGGCUGUUCAGGAGGCUGCCAGUGCCUGAACGGAAAUGUGUUUGAUGGAGGCGAAUGUGUAGCAGUCAGCAAGUGUGGGUGUAUUGUCCAUGGUCAAUAUGUCAAGCUGGAGGAGCAGUUGUACACUGAGAAUUGCACCGAGAGAUGCUGGUGCCACACCCUAGGUGGCGCCCUGUGUGAGAAGGCGUUCUGCAGCCCCUGGCAGAUGUGUGCUCUGAGGAACGGUUCCUGGGGCUGUCAUGUUAAACAGGAAGUUUGUCAACUCAAAGACAGCCUGCAGGUCUCCACUUUCACUGGGCAGCAGCUAAUCUUGGCACCCAGAACGCCCUACAGGCUGAUGGGCCUUUGCAAUGAGGAUGCUGAAAAUUGGUUCAGCUUGAUCUCUUACAACGGACUCUGUGAUGGCAGCGGCACCAGGCUUGUUACGGUCUUCCAGAUCCUUUUCUUGGGAUUCUCAUUAACUAUCAAAGAUGGCAUAGUGAAGGUGAAUGGACACAUUGUGCCCCUCCCACACAGUUUACCUACAGGGGUGUCCCUGUCACAUGGUGUGACCCAGGACAAGUCAGAAGUGGUGGUGAUCCUGAAGAGAGAUUUUGGGUUAGAAUCGGAGUUGGAAAUGGAAUUUGGUGUUGCUAUGUUCACACUCAAAGCAGCAUCAUGGUAUACUGGGAAAUUAUGUGGCGUCUGUGGAAACUUCCAUGACACCAACUCUCAAACGCCACUCAAAUCUUGGAUUCUUUCAGAUUUCCAAGGCUGCUCCACUUAAGCAGUUUGACAUCUGCGUAACAAUGUAUUAUAAUGUUGGACUGCAUAAUAAAACACGUUUGCAUGUUUAA